ACUGACACAGUGUUUGGCUCUGCCAAACGAGAAGACACUGGGUUUAAGAGAACCAACAUUCUUCAAUACAGUUCUACGGCAUUUUCCUUGACUAUAUGCCUAGAUAGAAUUCUGGUUAUGGACAUCUCUGGCAAUUCAGCAGUGCCUCCAACCUCAUCUGCAAGAUGCUGGUUUAGAAAGAGUCUUAUCACACGACGUGCUAUAUUCCUCUGUUUUAUAUGGGUACUGUUCAUGAUCUUUCUUUCAGUUUUCAAGCUACCUGAGGCCUCCGAAAAUGGAGACCCACUUUCACUGGGAAUUCUAAACCUUCACAAAAGGUUUCAGGAUUAUCAUUUUGGGGUGAUUGGAGAGAUAAUGCUCAGCAUGCUCAAUGAAGACCUGCCCUUUACAUUGUUCUUGCCCUCUGAAGCCGCUUUUGAGCGGCUUCUGAAAAUUAACGUUAAUGGAACCUCUGUGUAUAAUAAGGAGAACAAUACCGAUGUGAUACUUUCGCGGGUAUUAGGUUUCAGCGUUAUACCGAUAAAAUUAAGGUCGGAAGACGUUCCUUUGACAAGAGAGAUCAGUUUUGAUUCCUUAGCUGGCUUUGAGUUGAAUAUAAUGAGGCUUCCUGAGAAGGUUUUAAGUGUUGAUAAUGUGAGAUCAGAGAGGGUUGAUAUGAGAAGAGGCGAGAUUAUUGUGCAUGUUAUGGACGGGGUGAUAAUGGAUGCAGAGUUCGCGCAGUCGAUGAAGGAUGAUUAUGAAGUUUGAGAGUAGUGGAUAGAUUUCACAUUGUUCAGUUUGAUGCUUGUAAACAUUGAACUCUUUGAAGUUUUAAAAUGUAAAAGUCUUGAUAUUUGUAACCUUUAUUUUUUAGAGAUUUUAGGGGUGAAUGUAGUGUAUUGUGGUUGCUCU
Molecule: messenger RNA, 891 nt
Organism: Amborella trichopoda
Lineage: Eukaryota; Viridiplantae; Streptophyta; Magnoliopsida; Amborellales; Amborellaceae
Product: Fasciclin-like arabinogalactan family protein
Source: RefSeq, a predicted model, not a curated record